Messenger RNA from Brachypodium distachyon (stiff brome), 1970 nucleotides. Its product is annotated as SUPPRESSOR OF GAMMA RESPONSE 1. Gene Ontology annotation, cellular component: nucleus. The record is from RefSeq and is a predicted model, not a curated record. Gene Ontology annotation, molecular function: transcription cis-regulatory region binding; DNA-binding transcription factor activity. Gene Ontology annotation, biological process: regulation of DNA-templated transcription. NCBI's taxonomy places the organism in Eukaryota, Viridiplantae, Streptophyta, Magnoliopsida, Poales, Poaceae. The transcript has 6 exons. The coding region runs from base 420 to 1568 and encodes 382 amino acids.
CUCCCCCCCAACGGCCACAGCAGCAGCGCAGGCGCAGCAGGGGUUUGGGUUUGGGGGUUCCCGAGGCAGAAAAGCGAGAGGAAAGGGGGAAGCGGAAGCGUCGGAGACAGCCCCCCCGCCCCUUCUGUACGCGCCGCGCCUACCAAGAUCCUUCCCUCAGGCUCCAAGCACGCGCCGCCGCCAUUGUUAGCGAGGAGAGGAGGGAGGGCAGCAGAGGCCACUUGGCAAGGGGCGCGCCGCGGCACAACUGGAAAGAGCAGAGCGCGGAGGUGAGACAGGAGCAGGGAGAGCAGCCCCCGCGCCGGCCCGAUUAGGUCUCGUUCCGGUUCUCAUCGGGUUUCUGUUCGUGCUGCUGGGGCUGAUCGUUUCGGCGUCCUGCGCUCGGUCCACUCCGAUCGUGAUCGGAACGCGCCGCCGCAAUGGCAAGGUCAUGGCUUAUAACUUGUAGGGGUGUUGCCAAGAAAAUUAGGAAUGUGAACUGCUCUAGUAGCCAGAUAAGUGAAGCGGGUGCAGAAGCAUGCCGGGAAUGUCCGAACUGCAAACAUCUCAUCGAUAACAGUGAUGUUGCAAUACAGUGGCCUGGGCUGCCUGCUGGCGUGAAGUUUGAUCCAUCUGAUUUGGAAUUGCUUGAACAUUUAGAACAAAAGGUUGGCCUCGGAGAUUCAAAGCCUCAUAUGUUCAUUGAUGAAUUUAUUCCUACUCUGGAGAAUGAUGAAGGGAUCUGCUAUUCACAUCCUGAAAAUCUUCCUGGCACAAAGAAAGAUGGAAGCAGUGCUCAUUUCUUCCAUAGAGUUUCAAAUGCGUAUGGUUGUGGCAAGCGCAAGCGUCGAAGGAUCAGCAACAGUGUCCACACCACUUCUGAUGAGCAUGUGAGAUGGCACAAGACGGGUAAAUCAAAACCCAUAUAUGACAAUGGUGUUAUGAAGGGUUGGAAGAAAAUAUUGGUUCUGUAUAAAAGCUUACAAACCGGUAGCAAGCCAGAUAAAACUGACUGGGUGAUGCAUCAGUACCAUCUUGGAGUAGAGGAAAAUGAAACAGUUGGGAAGUAUGUUGUUUCCAAAAUUCUAUAUCAAAUGAAGACAAAGCACAUGGAAAAGUCUGAAACAGAGAUUGCUAAUGAAGAAUUUGAUGCAUUUACUGCGAGGAAUGGUCCAAAAACUCCCAAGGCAAACACCCCGAAGCCAUGUCGCACAAAUAAUAGUCCGUGUGGAACUGAACAGAAUGAUCUCAUCUUGCCAGACGAGGAAGGAGAAAUACCUGAUGUUAGACUGUUUGAUGGCGCUGAGAACCCUGCAUGGUGUGAUAUAGGGUCUCAGGCUGUUGAGGUAGCAUCGCAGGCCCAGCCGAACUUGGAAGAAUCCCUGCAUUGCCAUGAGGUUUUGGAUUCAAUCCUUUCCUUAGAUAGGAAUGAGACACUCGGCAAUAACCUGAGUGCGUUUGAUGGAUUACCUGAUAAUUUCGACCUUGGAUCACUUCCAGAUUUUCUGAUUUCUGGCCAGGACGUGCAGUUCUGUUCAAUCGGAAGCUUUGGCAGCUGGCUUGACUCCACAGAUCCGUUGGAGACGUAAGUAAUCGCAAGAAGUGCAUCAUCGAAGACCAUCAUUGUAUGCUUGGCAACAUUUUGGGGGUCGACUUGGCAAGGUAGAAGUUUUAGGUCUGCGUUGGGUCAUUGAACAGUUGCAGAAACACCCGAAAACUCAUUUUGUUUCCUGAAAACCAAAAAAAGACAUGUAAUGUGGUGGGUUUAUUUCUGCAAUGUGUGGUAGAAACCUGGAGUAAUUUAGGUAUUUAUGUCUUUAAUGCAUGUAAUCGUAGAGGCUUCUUACUUGGUUGAAACAUAUGUGAUGUCAUUAAUGUGAGUUGGACCUUGCUAAAUGCUGCAUGUCCUAUUAUAUUGUAAAAACUAGCUGCUCUAACGGAUUUGGUUCAAUGCUGAGAUGGUCUGACGCUGGCUAUCGCCCUUAAUGAAA